GCGGCUCCGCUCUGUCAUUCACCGGCAUCAUUUGCGCCUGGACCAGAGCACCGCCCGAGACAGCCUCAUCAUUGCUACGCGGUGUGCAAUUUUACCACUUUAUCAGAAAGCAGCUCAUGGGCUUGUAAAGCGCAUGCAGCUCUUCAAAAGUGGCAAGUGAUAAACCAUUGUUUCAUCAGAAUGCCCAUUGUCCGCCCAAGCUCUUAAUGAUAUCCUAGACGGUUUUAAAUUCAUUAUUUUCUAUAAUUGAACCAGUCGACUGCAAUUGGAGUGGUAUUUUUUCUCCAAUCGGACGCGAGCUCAAGCGCUUCCCCCUAUCAUCACCGCAGCUGCUCUAUUUGAAGUCAGUCACAACCCGUUUGAUCAGCUGAGGAGACGCGACUGACUUCGUCGCAAUGGGGUACGGACGGUCAGACAGCUACCGCGUGGCUACCACACAGGAAAACAAGGAUGUCAAGGAGAAGCCCAAGGCAAAGGGAGCGGACUUAGAGGAACUGAAGAAGGAAGUGCCGCUGACGGAACAUAAGAUGUCUAUAGAGGAAGUUUGCCAGAAACACAACACUGACAUCGUGCAGGGUCUGACUAACGCCAAGGCUGCUGAGUUCCUGAUCCGCGACGGACCCAAUGCCCUGACCCCUCCACCCACCACCCCGGAGUGGGUGAAGUUCUGCCGGCAGCUGUUCGGCGGCUUCUCCGUCCUGCUGUGGAUCGGAGCCAUCCUCUGCUUCCUGGCCUACGCCAUCCAGGCUGCCACUGAGGAUGAGCCCGCAGGGGACAAUUUGUAUUUGGGUAUCGUGCUCUCGGCUGUCGUCAUCAUCACCGGCUGCUUCUCCUACUUCCAGGAGGCCAAGAGCUCAAAGAUCAUGGAGUCCUUCAAGAACAUGGUGCCCCAGCAAGCCCUGGUGAUCCGUGAGGGGGAGAAGCUGCAGAUCAACGCAGAGGAGGUGGUGGCUGGAGACCUGGUGGAGGUGAAGGGGGGAGACAGGAUCCCCGCUGACCUGCGCGUCGUCUCUGCUCAUGGUUGCAAGGUUGACAACUCAUCUCUUACUGGUGAAUCAGAGCCCCAGAAUAGGUCACCUGAAUGUACCAAUGACAACCCUCUGGAGACCCGCAACAUCGCCUUCUUCUCCACCAACUGCGUUGAAGGUACCGCUCGUGGUAUUGUGAUCAGCACCGGUGACCGCACCACCAUGGGCCGCAUCGCUACCCUGGCCUCGGGCCUGGACACCGGCAAAACCCCCAUCGCCAAGGAGAUUGAGCACUUCAUCCACAUCAUCACCGGCGUGGCCGUCUUCCUGGGCAUCUCCUUCUUCAUCCUGUCCAUCGUCCUGGGCUACUCCUGGCUGGAGGCCGUCAUCUUCCUCAUCGGCAUCAUCGUGGCCAACGUGCCUGAGGGGCUGCUGGCCACCGUCACUGUGUGUCUGACCCUGACUGCCAAGCGUAUGGCCAAGAAGAACUGCCUGGUGAAGAACCUGGAAGCCGUGGAGACCCUGGGAUCCACUUCCACUAUCUGCUCCGAUAAGACCGGCACCCUGACCCAGAACCGCAUGACCGUGGCCCACAUGUGGUUUGACAACCAGAUCCAUGAGGCUGACACCACUGAGGACCAGUCCGGCGCCUCCUUCGACAAGAGCUCCGAGACAUGGGUGGCCCUGGCACGCGUGGCGGCGCUGUGCAACCGCGCCUCCUUCAAGGCCAACCAGGAGUCUCUGCCCAUCCUGAAGCGCGACGUGGCAGGAGACGCGUCCGAGUCGGCCCUGCUCAAGUGCAUCGAGCUCUCCUGCGGCGGGGUCAAGGCCAUGAGGGAAAAGAACAAGAAGGUGGCCGAGAUCCCCUUCAACUCCACCAACAAGUACCAGCUGUCUGUGCACGAGACUGAGGAUGAGAACGAUAAUCGCUACCUGCUGGUGAUGAAGGGUGCCCCCGAGAGGAUCCUGGACCGCAGCACCACCAUCAUGGUCCAGGGCAAAGAGCAGCCCAUGGAUGAGGAGUUGAAGGAGGCCUUCCAGAACGCCUACCUGGAGCUCGGAGGACUGGGAGAGAGAGUGCUGGGUUUCUGCCACGCGCUGCUUCCCGAGGAUCAGUUCCCCAAGGGCUUUGCCUUUGACUGCGACGACGUGAACUUCCCCACAGAGAACCUCUGCUUCCUCGGCUUGAUGUCCAUGAUCGACCCGCCCCGUGCCGCUGUGCCUGACGCUGUCGGCAAGUGCCGCUCAGCUGGCAUCAAGGUCAUCAUGGUGACGGGAGACCACCCCAUCACAGCCAAGGCCAUCGCCAAGGGUGUGGGCAUCAUCUCCGAGGGCAACGAGACGGUGGAGGAUAUCGCCGCCCGCCUCAACAUCCCAGUCAGUCAGGUCAACCCCAGGGAUGCCAAAGCAUGCGUGAUCCAUGGCUCCGACCUGAAGGACCUGAGCCAGGACCAGAUGGACGACUUGCUGAAGAACCACACAGAGAUUGUGUUCGCCAGGACCUCCCCCCAGCAGAAACUCAUCAUUGUGGAGGGCUGCCAGAGACUGGGUGCCAUCGUAGCUGUGACUGGUGAUGGUGUGAACGACUCCCCCGCCCUGAAGAAGGCUGACAUCGGCGUUGCCAUGGGGAUCUCCGGCUCAGACGUGUCCAAACAGGCUGCCGACAUGAUCCUGCUAGAUGACAACUUCGCCUCUAUCGUCACUGGAGUGGAGGAGGGCCGUCUGAUCUUUGAUAACCUGAAGAAGUCCAUCGCCUACACCUUGACCAGUAACAUCCCAGAGAUCACCCCUUUCCUCUUCUUCAUCAUCGUCAACAUCCCACUGCCCCUGGGCACCAUCACCAUCCUCUGUAUUGACCUGGGGACUGACAUGGUGCCAGCCAUCUCCUUGGCCUAUGAGAUAGCCGAGAGCGACAUCAUGAAGCGCCAACCCAGGAACCCUGCAAGGGACAAGCUGGUCAACGAGAGGCUGAUCAGCAUCGCCUACGGUCAGAUCGGUAUGAUUCAGGCUUUGGGAGGUUUCUUCGCCUACUUUGUGAUCAUGGCAGAAAAUGGCUUCCUGCCCAGUCGGCUGGUGGGAAUCCGACUUUAUUGGGAUGACCGCAGCAACAAUGACCUGGAGGACAGUUACGGACAGCAGUGGACAUACGAGCAGAGGAAGAUCGUGGAGUUCACCUGUCACACUGCCUUCUUCGUCAGCAUUGUGGUGGUGCAGUGGGCCGACGUCAUCGUUUGCAAGACCCGCAGGAACUCCGUCUUCCAGCAGGGCAUGAGGAAUAAGAUUCUGAUAUUCGGCCUGUUUGAGGAAACAGCUCUGGCUGCAUUCCUGUCCUACUGCCCUGGGAUGGAUGUGGCCCUCAGGAUGUAUCCACUAAAGCCUAGCUGGUGGUUCUGCGCAUUCCCUUACAGUUUCCUCAUCUUUGUUUAUGAUGAGAUCCGAAAACUCAUCUUGCGUCGACACCCAGGAGGUUGGGUUGAAAAGGAGACAUACUAUUAAAUUUUCACUCAUUCUGUACUCUUCACACACACCCCCCCCCCCCUCCCUUCUUUCCUCCGUCCUCUUAUCCAUUCAUCUUUCCUCACCUUUCUCAAUCCCUCCGUCUUUUCCUCCCCUCUCCUGUCCCUUUCAUCACUCUGUCAUGCAAGGGAACUCCACUCCACGUGGUCUUGCUUUUUCUUCUUCCUGCCUCCAGAGAAAACCUGCCAAGAGAACGAGAGGACCAGCGAUGGAGGAGGAGAGGUGGGGAGACGGGUUGCCGCCCGUUCCACCUCCCUCCCUCCACCCUCCGUUCUUCUUCUUCUUCUUUUUCUACCCAAAGACUACAGCUUAAUCUGCCAAUACUGUUACGUCUGUGAUACUCUUACAAAUGACAACUGUGGCUACUUUACACUGCCUCUACUCCGGUGAAGCCGGCGUUACUGUUAUUGCUCUUAUCAACGGCAGCUCUGUCUAGACCCCCGUCUCAUUCUAUCUUGGUGAUGAUGCCCACCACACAUUUCACCACACCUUCCUGGCCCCCCCUCCACGAAUCUCUCUAUCUCUCUUUUCAUCCCUCUCUCUUUUUCACUCCCUUUGUCCUCCCUUCUAUUCUCUUCCCUCGCUACCCGUACCCAUCUGAGAAGCAGAAAGAUCUCACUGCUGACACCAUGAAAACUGUCCCAAUCUCACACUCCUUGAACAGGGGUGAAAAAAAAUGAUGACACCUAUCCCUCUCUCUCUCUCUGCAUCUCCUCCUUCUGCUACUAUCCCUAUCCUUACUUCCUCCUCUGCUCCCUCUCUCUUUCUCUCUUGUCUGUUUUUUUCUCCGGCUGCAGUGUUGGUGUAUUUUAAUUGAUGAUUGAUGAGUGUUUUUUAAUACAGCCAUUGGUUACUCUCUUCAUUUUUAACAUUUCUGUCAGGAGUGAGCUUGAGAGCUGCCUGUUUAUUUUUUUCUUCCUUUGAACAUGACAAAGCCCACCCGGGACCAAUCUCACUCUUUUUCUCUCUCACUCCCUCUCUCCCCUCCCUGGCUUUCACUCCCUUUCUCCCCUCCCCUGCUUUCUCUCCUGCACUACCCCUUCCGGCCUGCUUCUCUCUCCGUCUGUCUGUCUGUCCCUGUCUGUCUGUUUGUGAACACCGUGCAAAAAAAAGCCCUCCCUCCUUUCCACCUGCCUCUCCCACCACCCCUUCCCCCUCCCCAACCCCUGUUGAAAAGAAAAAAAAUUACAAUCUCUCUGUGUCCUAGGAAAAAGAGAUUUCUCUCCAAUUUCAUUAUUUAAAGAAGUAAAGAUGUGGAAUAAGGUGUUGUUCCUUACAUGCGAAACAGCAGCAAAAUAUGAAAUAAAAAGAAGGAUCUCUCUUUUCUCA
Clupea harengus (Atlantic herring) is the source of this 4814-nucleotide messenger RNA. It is a transcript of the gene atp1a3a, whose product is annotated as ATPase Na+/K+ transporting subunit alpha 3a. NCBI's taxonomy places the organism in Eukaryota, Metazoa, Chordata, Actinopteri, Clupeiformes, Clupeidae. Gene Ontology annotation, biological process: sodium ion export across plasma membrane; intracellular sodium ion homeostasis; intracellular potassium ion homeostasis. The record is from RefSeq and is a predicted model, not a curated record. Gene Ontology annotation, molecular function: ATP hydrolysis activity; ATP binding; P-type sodium:potassium-exchanging transporter activity. Gene Ontology annotation, cellular component: plasma membrane.